Molecule: messenger RNA, 1380 nt
Organism: Penicillium pulvis
Lineage: Eukaryota; Fungi; Ascomycota; Eurotiomycetes; Eurotiales; Aspergillaceae
Product: Zn(II)2Cys6 transcription factor domain-containing protein
Exons: 3
Biological process (GO): regulation of transcription by RNA polymerase II
Molecular function (GO): zinc ion binding; DNA-binding transcription activator activity, RNA polymerase II-specific
Source: RefSeq, a predicted model, not a curated record
AUGGGACCUCGCAGGACGCACCGUAAAAGCCGCAAUGGGUGUCCACAAUGCAAAGCGCGCAGAUUGAAGUGUGACGAACGUCAUCCAUGCACCAAUUGCGUGAAACAUGGCAUUUACUGCGAGUUUGUCGCUCCAACUGAGCCACAGGAUUCCACACAGGCCACUCCGGUGUCUACUGUAUCCCCAGUGGCUCAGUCCCAGCCGCAGGCCCAGUCCCAGACCCUGACCCAGCCACAUCUAUACCCGCCCCUGCAGAACCCCAUCAGCAAUGUGGGGGCUCCUGUCAAUCAUCACCCCAAUGAGACGCAAACAGGGCAAAAGUUUGAUCUGCUCGGCAUUCUAUCCGAAUCUCCCCCGGACCCUUCUUUGCGGGCACCGGAGGACUGGGCUCUAGAUCUUGAAUUAAUGCACCACUACUGCACUAUGACGUGCAACACACUGACAGUCCGUGAAGAUGCACGCUAUGUUUGGCGUGUUAUCAUGCCUAUUGAGGGCUACGCUAAUCCCUAUGUGAUGAACGGUCUCUUGGCUAUCGCUGCUUUACAUCGCGCAUUCCUUGCACAUACGCCUCAUCAGAAAGAGCGAUAUGUCAAUGCGGCGGCGUACCAUAUCACUACGGGGUUGAAAGCAUUUCGAGAACUGAUCGCCUUGCCUCUUGAUCCCAAGAACUGGCAACCGGUUUUUUGCUUUGCCGGCAUGAUCAACGUUCAUCUGAUGGGUACCCCAACUAGACUUGGUGUUACUCGGUGGCCUGCACCGAUUUCGAAUGUGUUAGAUUUGUUUGGAAGUGUCAAGGGGCUUCAGGCACUUAUGGAGCCGUUUUUGCAUUCUAUUCGAAAGACCCAGUUGGCACCCCUGGUGAACUCUAUCUAUCUUAUAGAUCCGGAGCUUAUUCCAAGCCAGGCUCAAAUUGCCCAAUCUUUACUUCCUCCAAACUUCUGGAUGCAGGCAUCCCAAUUACGUGCAUUCAUUCAUAAUUACCCGUUCGCACCGGCAGCUCAACCUGGCCAGACGAGCGGUGAUCCUGAAACUGCGAGCGAUCCAACAGAUCGUCGAAAAGAGUAUAUCAAUGCCCUUGACGCAUUCGAAAGAGCGUCACGAUGCAUUGAGCUCGCAGGAACGAAGGUCGAAUGGGGCAUGGUCCUAAUAUUUGCGCAAACUCUGAGUAAAACGUUCUACGAUGAAGUUGAAGCGCAUGAACCUGCUGCCUUGGUUAUCAUGGCAUACUACUGUGUUCUGGUUCAUCUUGUGGACGAUAUUUGGUUUACGAAUGGGCUUGGAUGGCAGUUAAUGGAGGAUAUUGAGAGCAAGAUCCGCCCUGAAUACCAGGAGUGGUUGACUUGGCCGAAACAUUGGGUUUUUGAGCGACGAGGAUACCCU